Messenger RNA from Protobothrops mucrosquamatus (brown spotted pit viper), 2289 nucleotides. RefSeq names its product zinc finger and BTB domain containing 17 (gene ZBTB17). The record is from RefSeq and is a predicted model, not a curated record. The transcript is spliced from 13 exons. Gene Ontology annotation, molecular function: protein binding; DNA-binding transcription factor activity, RNA polymerase II-specific; RNA polymerase II cis-regulatory region sequence-specific DNA binding. Gene Ontology annotation, biological process: regulation of transcription by RNA polymerase II. Bases 1 to 2289 code for a protein of 762 amino acids. Lineage: Eukaryota; Metazoa; Chordata; Lepidosauria; Squamata; Viperidae.
AUGGACUUCCCGCAGCACAGCCAGCAAGUCCUGGAGCAGCUGAACCAGCAGCGGCAGCUGGGCCUCUUGUGCGACUGCACCUUCGUGGUGGACGGCAUCGACUUCAAGGCCCAUAAGGCGGUGCUGGCGGCCUGCAGCGAGUACUUCAGGAUGCUCUUUGCCGACCAGAAGGACGUGGUGCACCUGGACAUCAGCAACGCGGCAGGUCUGGAGCAAGUGCUGGAAUUCAUGUACACGGCCAAGCUGACCCUCAACCCGGAGAACGUGGAGGACGUCUUGGCCGUGGGCAGCUUCCUUCAGAUGCAGGAGGUCGUCCAGGCCUGCAACGCGCUGAGGGCCCUCUCGGCACCGGCUGGCCUGGAGAUCCCCGCAGUGGCUGGGCAGGAGAAAACAACCAGCAGCAAGCACAAAGCAGAAGCCCUCAGGGAGACAGAGGAUCCAACCUCCUGUGACAGCCUCCAGCCGGCUGAAGCGGACCUUCCCGGAGAGGAUCCGAAGGACGAGGCGGUAGCAGGAAAAGAGAACGUGGCUGGUCAAAGGCCAGACCCUCCGACGCUGAAAGUCCCUGCGGAGAUGGAGGUGGAGCUGGAAAGCCACGAAGAGGAGGAAGAGCCGCCCUCGGAGGCGGAGGGCAGCGGCGAGACGGACGAGCCCAAACUGGACCUGCUGACCAACGGCAGCGUCCCCGAGGAGACCGAGUCUGGGGGCUCCGACUCUGGGCAGGAGAAUGGGGGAGAGGGCAGGCUGCUCUGCUCGGGGACAUACAGCGACAGGACGGAGUCCAAAGCGUACGGCUCCGUGACCCACAAGUGUGAGGACUGUGGAAAGGAAUUCACCCACACGGGCAACUUCAAGCGCCACAUCCGCAUCCACACGGGAGAGAAGCCCUUCUCCUGCCGGGAAUGCAGCAAGGCCUUUUCUGACCCUGCAGCCUGUAAAGCACACGAGAAGACCCACAGCCCCCUGAAGCCCUACAGCUGCGAGGAGUGCGGCAAGAGCUACCGCCUUCUCAGCCUGCUGAACCUGCACAAGAAGCGCCACACGGGGGAGGCCAGGUACCGCUGCGAGGACUGCGGGAAGCUCUUCACCACCUCGGGCAACCUGAAGCGCCACCAGCUGGUGCACAGCGGGGAGAAGCCCUACCAGUGCGACUACUGCGUGCGCUCCUUCUCCGACCCCACCUCCAAGAUGCGGCACCUGGAGACGCACGACACCGACAAAGAGCACCAGUGCCCUCACUGCGAGAAGAUGUUCAACCAGGUGGGGAACCUCAAAGCCCACUUGAAGAUUCACAUAGCUGACGGUCCCCUGAAGUGCCGCGAGUGUGGGAAGCAGUUCACUACCUCAGGUAACUUGAAGCGGCAUCUCCGCAUCCACAGCGGAGAGAAACCGUACAUCUGCGUCCAUUGCCAGCGCCAGUUUGCUGACCCGGGGGCUCUCCAGCGGCACGUUCGCAUUCACACAGGCGAGAAGCCCUGCCAGUGCAUAAUUUGUGGGAAAGCCUUCACCCAGGCCAGCUCUCUAAUAGCCCAUGUGCGCCAGCACACUGGGGAAAAGCCCUACGUUUGUGAACGUUGCGGCAAAAGGUUUGUCCAGUCCAGCCAGCUGGCCAAUCACAUCCGCCACCACGACAACAUCCGCCCUCACAAGUGCAACGUCUGCAGCAAAGCUUUUGUCAACAUGGGGGAUCUGUCCAAGCACUUCAUCAUCCACACAGGGGAAAAGCCGUUCCUGUGCGACAAAUGCGGCCGCGGCUUCAACCGGGUGGAUAAUCUCCGCUCCCACGUCAAGACGGUCCACCAAGGCAAAGCGGGGAUGAAGCUCCUGGAGCCCAGCGAAGACGACGAGCUCAACAUUGUCACCGUGGCCUCGGAGGAGAUGGUGACGCUGGCCACGGAAGCCCUGGCUGCCACGGCCGUCACCCAGCUCACUGUUGUUCCCGUCGCAGCGCCCGUCACCGCAGACGAGACGGAAGCUCUCAAGGCGGAGAUCACCAAGGCCGUGAAACAGGUCCAAGAGGCAGACCCCAACACCCAGAUCCUCUACGCUUGCGAUUCCUGCGGGGAGAAGUUCCUGGAUGCCAACAGCUUGGCUCAGCACGUGCGCAUCCACACAGCCCAAGCCCUGGUCAUGUUCCAGGCGGACACAGACUUUUACCAACAGUACAGCGCUACCACCGCUUGGCACGGCGAGCAGGUCAUCCCAUCGGGAGAGCUACUCUUCCAGGCACGGGAUGGCAGCGAAGCGUCGCCGGCCUUGCCGGAGGCCCCACCGGCGGCUGGAGAGUGA